Messenger RNA from Malania oleifera, 510 nucleotides. RefSeq lists its product as uncharacterized. NCBI's taxonomy places the organism in Eukaryota, Viridiplantae, Streptophyta, Magnoliopsida, Santalales, Ximeniaceae. The transcript has a single exon. The record is from RefSeq and is a predicted model, not a curated record. Bases 1 to 510 code for a protein of 169 amino acids.
AUGGAUCUCAAGGAUAGUAAUGCUAUCACCGGAGGGAGUAGCAGUGAGAAGGCCGCCCAUGAGGGUCGCAGCGAUUCUACAGUGGCACUUUGGGAUUUCGCCCAACAAUUUAUGGCUGAGGUUAUGUGGAAUUCUCGGGGGCAGGAUCGUCCCACUACUAAACGGGGAGAUUCUAUUGAGAAGUUCACUUGCCUGAAGCCUCCUACCUUCCCGGGAAGUACCAACCUGAUCCUUAUAGAGAAUUGGAUUCAGGAAAUCAAAAAGAUCUUUGUCGUACUACGAUGCACCAAUGAGCAAAAGGUGCUAUAUGCCACGUUUAAACAAACUAGAGAAGCCGAGAGAUGGUGGGAAGCAGUAAAGCUAUUAGAGGAGCAGAGACUAGUAUCAGUGGCGAUGAUGUUGAGCUAUUUCAGAGAGGUUUUCUUUUAUCAGUAUUUUCCAGCCUCUAUUAGGAAAGUAAAGGCAACGGAGUUCAUGAACCUGACUCAGGGACAGCUGACUGUUCAGUAA